GGGAGCAACCGGGAUAUUAAGUGUCAGCGCUGGAGGGAGAAAUACAAGCGGAGGAAUCUCGGGAAACUGGUUUUACCCCUCCGUCCGGUGCCGGCGGCAGGACGGCGGCUGUGGCGGCGCUCCUCCCUCGGCAAAGGCAUAUAAUGCCUGCCAUGGUCCCGGGAGCCCGCACUGCGCGGCGGGAGGCGGGCAGGGGUGCUGGGAGCGAGCCAUGGCCUCCAUGGGCAUGCAGGUGCUGGGCAUCGCCCUCUCUGUCAUCGGCUGGUUGGCCUCCAUCCUCUGCUGCGCGCUGCCCAUGUGGCGGGAGACGGCCUUCGUGGGCAACAACAUCGUGGUGGCCCAGAUCAUCUGGGAAGGGCUGUGGAUGAGCUGCGUGGUGCAGAGCACGGGGCAGAUGCAGUGCAAGGUGUACGACUCGCUGCUGGGCCUGCCACAGGACCUGCAGGCUGCCCGUGCCAUGGUGGUGGUGGCCAUCGUCCUGGCCAUCCUGGGCACGCUGCUCGCCGUCGCCGGCGGCAAGUGCACCAACUGCGUGGAGGACGACACCGCCAAAGCCAGGGUCAUGAUCCUCUCGGGCAUCAUCUUCAUCGUGGCCGGCGUCCUCAUCCUCGUCCCCAUCUCUUGGUCAGCCAACAGCAUCGUCCAGGACUUCUACAACCCUCUGGUCGCCGACUCCCAGAAGCGGGACCUGGGCUCGUCCCUCUACAUUGGCUGGGCGGCCUCGGCGCUGCUGCUGCUGGGGGGUGGGAUCCUGUGCUGCACCUGCCCCUCCCGGGGGGAGAAGCCCUACUCUGCCAAGUUCACGGCCGCCCGCUCGCUGCCAGCCAGCAACUACGUGUAGGAGCCGCCUCGCCCGCCUGGACCCCCCGGCCACCACAGGGAGCCAGGACCUCCCGGACCGGCAGCCCGCCCCCCCGGCCGGGCUGGGGCUGGCCGGACGCCGGGGCACUGCGAGGGAGGGCAGACAGAGCUGCCUUUGUUCCGCCUGGAUUGGAGCCGGUUCUUUAAUCUCGGCUGAGACAGGGAACAAGGAGAUCCUGUCCUGGCUGCCCGCGGCGGGGGUCCUGUUCCCCCCGCCCGGAGCAUCCAGCAGAGGCAUCUUCUCUGAGAUGCCACCUGAUUCCCCCCUCGAGC
Molecule: messenger RNA, 1134 nt
Organism: Empidonax traillii (willow flycatcher)
Lineage: Eukaryota; Metazoa; Chordata; Aves; Passeriformes; Tyrannidae
Gene: CLDN4
Product: claudin 4
Exons: 1
Coding region: 212-841 (209 amino acids)
Biological process (GO): cell adhesion; bicellular tight junction assembly
Cellular component (GO): bicellular tight junction; plasma membrane
Molecular function (GO): structural molecule activity
Source: RefSeq, a predicted model, not a curated record